GUAAAUCUCGGUCACCCUCUCACACUCCUCCUUGUGUCCUCAGCUCCCCCAAACAGUUACAACUGCAAAACAACCUAUACAUAUAGAAUUUAUAUAUCUAUAUCUGUGCGUGUGUAUCGACAUUACACUCAGUUGCUUCUUCAAGAUCCUUCUGUUGUUCGGAAAUGUGGAGGAGAAGUGUGGCUCGAUCUGCCACGGCGGCGGCGACUCUGCGGCAAUCGCGGAAGUUGUCGAUAGUAGCGCCGACGACUCAUACACCUGGUCCGUGUAUUGUUCAUAAACGUGGAGCCGAUAUUCUUCAUGAUCCAUGGUUUAACAAGGAUACUGGGUUUCCCUUGACGGAAAGAGAUCGACUUGGACUUCGUGGCCUCCUCCCGCCUCGUGUCAUCUCAUUUGAGCAGCAAUAUGAUCGUUUCAUGGAAUCUUUUCGAUCUUUGGAACAUAACACAGAAGGCCAACCUCUGAGUGUUGUAUCAUUAGCCAAAUGGAGAAUCUUAAAUAGACUACACGACAGGAAUGAGACAUUAUAUUACCGAGUACUUAUUGAUAACAUAAAAGAUUUUGCGCCUAUAAUAUACACACCAACUGUCGGUUUGGUAUGUCAAAACUAUUCAGGAUUGUUUAGACGUCCACGUGGAAUGUACUUCAGUGCAAAAGAUAAGGGGGAGAUGAUGUCCAUGAUCUAUAACUGGCCAUCUAAGCAGGUAGACAUGGUAGUUCUUACAGAUGGCAGUCGUAUACUCGGUUUAGGUGAUCUUGGAGUUCAAGGAAUGGCAAUACCAAUUGGAAAACUUGAUAUGUAUGUUGCUGCUGCUGGUAUCAACCCUCAAAGAAUCCUUCCUAUUAUGCUUGAUGUUGGAACGAACAACGAGAAACUACUGGAAAAUCCCCUUUAUAUAGGACUUCGACAACCUAGGUUGGAAGGAGAUGAAUAUAUGUCAGUAGUGGAUGAGUUAAUGGAAGCUCUUCACGCUCGUUGGCCAAAAGCUGUUGUACAGUUUGAAGACUUCCAAUUUAAGUGGGCUUUCGAAACUCUUGAAAGAUAUCGUAAGAAGAUUUGCAUGUUCAAUGAUGAUAUACAGGGAACUGCUGGGGUUGCAUUGGCUGGAUUACUUGGAACCGUUAGAGCACAAGGUCUAUCACUGUCAGACUUUGCAAACCAAAAGAUUGUUGUUGUCGGAGCUGGAAGUGCAGGGCUUGGUGUUCUUAACAUGGCCUAUCAAGCAGUUGCUAGAAUGGCAGGAACAGAAGCCAAGCCUCAAUUUUUCCUACUUGAUAAAAAUGGUUUGAUCACAAAUGAGAGACUUGUUAUCGACUCGGCAGCUAUACCAUUUGCCAAAGACAUUGAAGAGGUUAAAAGCUUGGGGCUCCAUGAGGGAUCUGAUCUCCUCGAAGUGGUCAAAAAGGUCAAGCCUCAUGUUCUUCUUGGUUUGUCCGGGGUUGGAGGUAUUUUCAAUGAGCAUGUGCUUACAGCCAUGCGAAACUCUGAUUCUCCCAAACCUGCUAUAUUUUCCAUGUCCAAUCCCACAUUGAAUGCUGAAUGCACUGCUGCCGAUGCUUUUAAGUAUGCUGGUGAAAAUAUUGUUUUUGGAAGUGGAAGCCCCUUUGAAAAUGUUGAUCUUGGAAAUGGGAAAAUUGGUCAUGUGAAUCAAGCAAAUAACAUGUACCUCUUCCCGGGGAUUGGUUUGGGAUCUCUGCUUUCUGGUGCUCAUAUUAUAUCUGAUGGCAUGUUGCAAGCAGCUUCUGAAUGUCUUGCUUCUUAUAUGACAGACGAAGAAAUUCAGAUGGGCAGAUUGUAUCCAUCUAUUGAUAGUAUCCGACAUAUUACUGCUGAAGUAGGAGCAGCGGUGGUUAGGACAGCUGUUGCUGAGGGGCUUGCAGAAGGACAUUGUGAGGUUGGGCCUAGAGAGCUCGCCAACAUGUCAAAGGAAGAGACUGUCGACUAUGUAACAUCCAACAUGUGGUAUCCUAUCUACAGUCCCCUUGUUCAUGAGAAAUAAGCGCAAUAAUAGAGUUCAUUCUUCUGCAGAUGGUAUUGUAUCACUUGCAGACUAUUUUAGUAUCUGAAAUUCAUUGUACAAUUAAAAAUAUGUAGUUGUAGGGGAACUCAGAUUAAGGAGAUAAAUUGCAUGAUAUAUCCCCAAUGUUGUUGUAUGUAUACUUCGCAUCCAAAGUUGCAAACUGUGUUGGUAAUAUCGAGAAUAACUCUAAAUCAUUGAAUGAAAUGUAAAUUUUCGUUUCCGGAA
Messenger RNA from Erigeron canadensis, 2246 nucleotides. RefSeq names its product NAD-dependent malic enzyme 59 kDa isoform, mitochondrial. Lineage: Eukaryota; Viridiplantae; Streptophyta; Magnoliopsida; Asterales; Asteraceae. The record is from RefSeq and is a predicted model, not a curated record. Gene Ontology annotation, cellular component: mitochondrion. Gene Ontology annotation, biological process: pyruvate metabolic process; malate metabolic process. Gene Ontology annotation, molecular function: malate dehydrogenase (decarboxylating) (NAD+) activity; NAD binding. The transcript is spliced from 19 exons. The coding region runs from base 165 to 2000 and encodes 611 amino acids.